Meloidogyne enterolobii is the source of this 1672-nucleotide messenger RNA. Lineage: Eukaryota; Metazoa; Nematoda; Chromadorea; Rhabditida; Meloidogynidae. The record is from the annotation of a GenBank genome assembly.
AUGAAGUUUAAUGACUUAUUUGAAACCCCAAAUCCUCCUGAUGUUGUUGUGGAGGAAAACAACUCGCAAAAUAAAGAUAUUGAGAGCGCUUCGAGUUCUGAUGGUGACGAAAGUCAAGAAAUUGCAAGAGAAGAAGCUGAACUUGAGAAUGAACAAAAGGAAUCCAAAGUCGAUAGACUUUUACGCGAAGCUAUUGAUGUUCUUAAAGAAAGUGGAACGAAAAUAACGGAUGUGGAAGCUUCUCCAAUUUCUUCUCCUCAACUUUCUCAAGCAUCGGAUGAUUUGGUAGAUUUCUUUGGAGAGCAAUGUGCAAAAAUAUCACAUAUUCGUAAUAGAGAUGAGGCCGAACGUAUACGUAAACAAACAGAACAAUCGAUUCAAGAAGAAAAGUCUAAAAUGGACAGAAUUUUAGGGGAAAAGAUUUUAGAUGAAGAUAUCGAACGUUUAGAAUCUGAACGGGAAAAGACAACAAAACCGGAUAAUACAAAGAUUGAAUCACUUCACUUUGACAUGUUCGCUGAUGAGGCACCAGUUGAGCUGCUCUCUAAAGCUGCAACAAUCGAAACGAAUGAUUUAACAACAGCUGCAUUAAAAGACAAUUGGGACGAUACUGAAGGAUAUUACCGAGUCAGAAUCGGAGAACAAUUAGAUGGUCGCUAUCGUGUUUAUGGCUACACAGGAUCUGGAGUAUUUGGAAAUGUUGUUCGUGCGACAGAUAUGAAUAGAACUGCUUCCAAACUGGCUAUCAAAAUUAUUAGAAACAAUGACCUAAUGAGGAAGACAGGCGUUCGUGAAUUGGAAGUAUUGAAAAAACUUAACGAGGCAGAUCGUCUCGAUAAAUAUCACAUUUUGCAACUUUUCAGGCAAUUUUAUCAUCGAAAUCACCUCUGUCUGGUUUUUGAAAAUUUAAGUAUGAAUUUGCGGGAAUUAUUAAAGAAAUAUGGAAAUAAUGUCGGUCUUCAUAUGAAAGCUGUACGCUCUUAUGCUCAACAAUUGCUUUUGGCUCUAAAAUUGUUAAAACGUUGCAACAUUCUUCACGCAGACAUUAAACCAGAUAACAUUUUGGUAAGCAAUAUCUUAGGGAAAUUUAUAGUUCGUGUUUUGUUAAGGGUGCCAGUUGACGAGACAAAAAUGCAUCUUAAAUUAUGCGAUUUUGGUUCAGCUUGUCAUGUUGGUGACGUUGAGCCUGCUCCCUACUUAGUUUCACGUUUUUAUCGAGCACCGGAGAUUAUGCUUGGACUGCAAUAUGAUUUUGGAAUUGAUUUAUGGUCGCUUGCAGUUACUCUUUAUGAGGUUUAUACAGGAAAGAUUAUGUUCCCCGGGAAGUCAAACAACCAAAUGCUUAAAUUUAUGAUGGACCUUCGUGGAAAAUACCCUAACAAGGUGAUACGGAAGGCAUUGUUUAAGGACCAACAUUUUGAUAACAACUGCAACUUUAUUUAUCACGAGACAGAUAAAGUUACUGGAAAGGAUAAAGUCACUGUUCUCGCAAAUAUAAAAAUGCAAAGAAAUUUAUUUGCAGAAUUGGCUGGUGACCAAGAAUUGGAUAAAGAUGGAUAUACUCGUGUAGAACACUUCCGAUCUUUACUUGAGCAAAUGACAACAUUGGACCCAGGAAAGCGAAUUACGUGCUCAGAUGCUUUGAAGCAUCCUUUUAUAAUAGAAAGGUGAU